Molecule: messenger RNA, 336 nt
Organism: Rhizophagus irregularis DAOM 181602=DAOM 197198
Lineage: Eukaryota; Fungi; Glomeromycota; Glomeromycetes; Glomerales; Glomeraceae
Source: RefSeq, a predicted model, not a curated record
GAAAUCGAAAAAAAAUAUGAACUAGAAAAAGAACAGAUUGAAAGAAUAUACGAACUAGAAAAAGAGCAGGUCGAGAGAAAAUAUGAACUAGAAAAAGAAAAAGUUAAAAGAAAAUACAACAGAUUGAAAAACGAGAGAAUUGAAAGAAAAUAUGAACUAGAAAAAGAACGGGUUGAAAAAAAUUAUGAACUAGAAAAAGAACAGGCUGAAAGUACAUACGAACUAGAAAAAUUACAGGUUGAAAGAAAAUACGAACUGAUUGAAAAAAAAUUCGGCAGAUUAAAAAUCGAAAGAAUCAAAAAAAUGUACGAAUUAGAAAAAGAACAAGUAGGUUAA